UCUAAUAAUAUCUCUCUCUCUCUCUCUCUCUCUCUCUCUCCCCCAAACAUUUAAGAAAAUAGAAUUAAAGCCUUGAAAAUGGAACAAAAUAAUCUACCGGUAAUGGCCAAGAAAAUAUGGAGCUUAGUACGUGUAGCUUUCUUCAUGUUAAGAAAGGGCAUUUCAAAGCGAAAGCUCCUCCUCGACCUCAACAUGAUGAUGAAGCGUGGCAAGCUCGCCAGCAAAGCCCUAAGCAACCUCAUGUUCCACCACCACCACAGCCAAAGCCACUCCCACCACUGCAGCGCCGCCUCCUCCGCCGCCCCUCGGGAGUACGAGUUCAGCUGCAGCAACACCCCCAACUACACCUUCCACCUCAUGGGCAAGCGCCGCCACCAGAGCCACCACCACAACUUCUUCGCGUGUGCUCACGCGCCGCCCACUCAGGAUGACGAGGUGGCCGCCGCUGGCGCCGUGAAGGCGGUGCUGGAUUUGUUGAAUAACGAAGUGAUGGCUACGGAGGCGGCGGCUUCGGUGGCAGCAUCACCGCUUCCCGGGUUCGGGAAGAGCCCCAUGGUCCGCCAGCUGAGGAUAACGGACUCUCCGUUUCCGUUGAGGGAGGCGGACGAGGACAGCCGCGUGGACAAAGCAGCGGAGGAGUUUAUAGAGAAGUUCUACAAGAAUUUGUGGCAGCAGAAUAGAAUGCAGGACUGAUCAGUUUGGGGUCAUGCAUAUAAUUAUCCGUUGAAGAUAUUUAUGUGAUGCGCCGCGCAGUUUAUGUUUAAUUUGAGUCAUUUGAGUCCGCCUCGCCUAUAUCGUUGUUGUUGUUGUUGGGUGAUUGAUAAACAAUAAAAUUAAGAGAAUUAGCUUAGCUUAAUUAAUUUGUGU
Prunus mume (Japanese apricot) is the source of this 867-nucleotide messenger RNA. RefSeq names its product Avr9/Cf-9 rapidly elicited protein. Lineage: Eukaryota; Viridiplantae; Streptophyta; Magnoliopsida; Rosales; Rosaceae. The record is from RefSeq and is a predicted model, not a curated record.